This is a messenger RNA of Austrofundulus limnaeus, 1134 nucleotides long. RefSeq lists its product as uncharacterized. Lineage: Eukaryota; Metazoa; Chordata; Actinopteri; Cyprinodontiformes; Rivulidae. The record is from RefSeq and is a predicted model, not a curated record. Bases 131 to 904 code for a protein of 257 amino acids. The transcript is spliced from 4 exons.
AACAAACACAGUUGUCCGGGCUUUGGCGCCCCCCGGCGGCCGCCGCCAGCUCUGCUUUCUCUUCCCAGUCACUGAGGCUGUGCUGCGGGAGGGGGCCGGGUGUGCUUGUGGCUUCAGGACAGGCAGCGUGAUGCCUCAGACUGGGCUCAGCUUCGAGGACGGACCGAACGGACCGCAUUACAACACCUGGAAAGUCAGCCACGUGAAGAACGAGCACAUCCCYGGGAGAAGCUGGGUGAACGGAGCAUUCUUUCAACAUGGCUGCUCCGCUGCCAGUCGAACCAGUGAGAGCUCACCAGUUGGCUCACUGGACCUUCCCAAGCUACCGGGAAUAGUUAACGUUCAUGUUGAUCACAGACUAAAGGCCAGGAGACCCAAAGCAGCUCCGCUGAUCAAGAUCUGGACAAGGGAGAGCCAGAUUUCACCCGUCUCUAAUGGCUCCGGAGCUGGGAUGACAGGAACAGCGCCGGUUCUGGGUGGUGGUGCAGCCAGACCGGGUGCUGGGAGUCCGGACUGUAAAUCUGAACAAGUGGUUCCAGACCCCAGUUCAUCAAAACCAAAGAAGAAUCAAAGACGAAAGAUGAAAUUCAGAAACAAGAAGAAGAGAGAGGAUGAAGUCUCGUCAUCAGGAUGUUCUGCACCACCAGAACAAGAGCAGGAAGACUGGGAGGCAGAGAUCCAAGAGGUCACGCUAGGAAACUGGGAAAAGAUGUGUUUUGGCGUCUCGGCUUACGGUCCUGAGGAUGUGAUCCAGUUCGCGCUGCGGGACCUGAGCCUCCAGCCUAACGAUGACCUGCCGGCGACGGCUAAUUACAGCCCGGCUGUACAUCACAUGCAUCCCAUUCACUGGAGGGCCUACAAAGCUCCCGCUGAGCCCGACCAGUUUACAGAUGCUGAAGAGUAAGCCAGACGUGAUGAUCACUAUUCCCAAAUUAGAGCUUUUGGGUAGUGCUGCACCUCUUGACUCGUUUAAUGGAUCGUAACUGUACAGGAAGUAAAAACUUUACACCGUUAUUUUUUUUUUUUUUAGUAAAAGUUUUUAGUUCCAGAAAUCAAAUGUAAAAUACUUCAUCUUGGUCUGUGAAAAACAUCAGAAUCAACUAGGCUGAUGCUAUUAGCUGUUUUUUUAUUAUA